AUGCAGUCAUAAGUGGGACUCAUCCAGGACUUUUGGGACAAACUCAAAUCUCCAAGACCUCUGACCUUCGAACGCAGGGGAUGGACGAAGGGAAAAAAAAUCAAGAUAACCGGAACUUUGUGUGUUGUUUGCUGUGUUUCUUUUGAGGCCAGAGUUCAUCCUUUCCUCCUUUAAAAAGAGGAGUCAAUUUUAGGAUAAUAUUUUACAAGCGUGUCAGUUAUUAAAGGAGAAAUUCAGUGAGCUGUUUUGGAUUACACUGCAUCCCUCAACCAUGAGAUUAUAUUUAAGGGUCAUAUUGUCCAGUUAGUUUUCUCCAGGGAAAACGGAGUUCUGUUUCACAGCCACCAGACAACUAAGAAAGGCAAUCAAAGAAGUUCUGGUUUUUUCCCCACAAGUUUUGGGUUUUCCAACCGGAUUCUUCACUAGCACAUCUCGCAGCCAUGAAAACUUCACUUUCUUGCUACACGAUAUGGAAAAGGAUCCCUAAAUUAUUUCCGAGAUAUUCCAGAUAUUUCAGCUCUCCUAUAGCGGCACAGUAUGAAGCUGUAAUCCAAGGACAGGACCCACUACCAGAAUAUUUCAACUUUGCCAGUGAUGUGUUGGAUAAAUGGACUCAAAUAGAAAAGGAUGGAAAAAGAUCGUCCAUCCCAGCCCUGUGGUGGGUCAAUGGAAGAGGAGGGGAGGUCAGAUGGAGCUUUGAAGAGAUGGGGCUCCAUUCCAGGAAAGCGGCCAACAUCCUCACCGACCGAUGUGGACUACGCAAAGGCGACAGAAUCCUGGUCGUUCUCUCCCGGAUUCCGGAAUGGUGGCUGGUGAUCAUGGCUUGCAUUAGGACAGGAAUUGUGGCCAUUCCCGCAACGUCGCAAGUAAGUGCUAAGGACAUCGAGUACCGGCUGAAAGCUUCGGGAGCCAAAUGUCUCAUCACUACAGAGGCCUUAAGAUCUACCGUGGAUUCCAUUGCCCCACAGUGUGCCUCUCUGAAAACCAAGCUGCUGGUCUCUUCUGAUGGCGAGCAAGAAGGAUGGCUGAACUUCGAUGAGCUACUCAGAGAGGCACCUGCCAAUCAUACUUGUGUGAAAACCAAGAUGAAUGAUCCCAUGUUGGUUUAUUUCACCAGCGGAACCACAGGGGCUCCCAAGAUGGUUGAACACAGUCAAGGGAGCCUGGGGUUCAGACCCAUCAUUUGCCAAAGAUCCUGGUUGUACACAACCUCUUCGGACCUUACAUGGAGCACAGCAGAUACGAGCUGGGUGGUGGCUGCCCUGGGCUCAUUUUUUGAUCCAUGGGUCUUGGGAUCCUGCGUCUUCAUCCAUAACUUACCAACGUUAGAGAAAACGACCAUCCUAAGAACUCUCUCCCAAUUUCCGAUCACUGCUUUCCUGAGUAUUCCUACCCUCUUUCGCAUCUUGUUGAGGGAAGAUUUAACCAGUUUCAAGUUCAAGAGUCUCCAAUACUGUAUAAGUGGAGGAGAACCAAUAAGUCUUGAAGUGGUGGAAGAAUGGAAGAACAAGACAGGACUGGAUAUCUAUCAACUAUAUGGACAGACAGAAAUGGGAUCAAUUUGUUCCGUUUCCAAAGAAAUGAAAAUUAAGCCAGGCACCAUGGGGAAAGCUCUUUUUCCGUACGAUGUCCAGAUUGUAGACCAAGAAGCCAAUAUUUUGCCUCCUGGAAAAGAAGGUGAAAUAGCAGUCAGGAUAAAACCCGAAAGACCCCUUGGCUUCUUCACUCAGUACAUUGAUGCACCUCAAAAAAUGGCUGCCACAACGCGCGGGGACUUUUUCCUCACUGGAGACAGAGGAGUGAUGGAUGAAGAUGGCUACUUUAGGUUCAUCGGACGAUCUGACGAUAUCAUCAAAUCAUCUGGGUAUCGUAUUGGACCAUUUGAAGUAGAAAGUGUUCUAUUGAAGCAUCCGGCGGUAGCAGAAGUUGCAGCUGUUAGCAGUCCUGAUCCAGUCAGAGGAGAGGUAGUAAAGGCAUUUGUGGUGUUGUCUACGGAGUACGCAACACACAAUAAGGAGAAAUUAACCACGGAACUUCAGGAACAUGUGAAAAGAAUGACUGCGCCGUACAAAUACCCCAGAAAGGUGGAAUUUGUCCAGCAGCUACCAAAAUCCCAAACGGGAAAGAUCCGACGGAAUGAAUUAAGAGACCAAGAAUUUGGCCGAGUUUAAAUCUAUAGAAAGCUUGCUUUAUCUCCACCGUUUUCUUUCAUUGAUGUGAUCCAGAAGCCUUGUUACCUCUCGAAACGACUUGUUCUUUGGCUUGGCUUUGAGUUCUCCCACUGAAACCUAUAGGGGCCAUACAUUAAAAGCAGUCUUCCAU
Molecule: messenger RNA, 2322 nt
Organism: Thamnophis elegans (Western terrestrial garter snake)
Lineage: Eukaryota; Metazoa; Chordata; Lepidosauria; Squamata; Natricidae
Product: acyl-coenzyme A synthetase ACSM4, mitochondrial-like
Exons: 14
Coding region: 441-2171 (576 amino acids)
Biological process (GO): fatty acid biosynthetic process; acyl-CoA metabolic process
Cellular component (GO): mitochondrial matrix
Molecular function (GO): fatty acid ligase activity; fatty-acyl-CoA synthase activity
Source: RefSeq, a predicted model, not a curated record